Messenger RNA from Trichoderma virens Gv29-8, 4311 nucleotides. RefSeq lists its product as hypothetical. The annotation marks the transcript as partial. The record is from RefSeq and is a predicted model, not a curated record. NCBI's taxonomy places the organism in Eukaryota, Fungi, Ascomycota, Sordariomycetes, Hypocreales, Hypocreaceae. The transcript has 4 exons.
AAGUCACGUAAAGGAUCCUCAAAGAAGUCCAAAACUCGCAAAAGGCCCGCCGCUCAAGACGAAGGCUGGUACACCAUCAGGCGCAUUCUUGAUGAGAGGACCACAAGAGGUCGCGUCGAAUACCUCGUUGACUGGGACGAUAAUAUCGUCACCGGCCAAGCGUAUGAUCCGACUUGGAGCUCUGAAGUUACAAAUUUUGCCAGAGUGGAAUGGGAAAAGACCAAGGCUCGGCGUCUCGGAGAGGACCUUGAGCUCGAGCAGCAGCUUGAGCAGCAGCUCGAACAGCAGCUUGAACAUCAAUUUGAGUCGAAACCAGGGCCGGACCCGGAGUUAGGCCCGGCGCAGCAUCUGCAAGAUCAGCAGCAGCCAAGGCAGCCAAACGACCAGGAACCGGAAGCACAGCCGGAGCCCACAUCAGACCAAGAGAGCGACACGAGCCAUCCGCCACGGCCUGCUCAUCAGCGGCGCAUCGACAAAGCCGGCGCACAGAAGCGGCGACGCUCAGCCUCCUUGAUUUCAUCAUCUUCCACCUCAUCCUCUAUUCCACCCCGUAAAGUCCCCAGAAGUGACACCUGCGGGUCUGUUUAUGACGAGCCUCCAGCAUCUCUCGUGUCAUCACCUUCAAUCUCUACGCCAUCCGAACUCCCAGAGGUGUCCGACGUAGAUCUCUCAGAAUAUCGUUCACGAGCUACGUCUCUGGUGGUGGAGAUCCCCAAGAACUCAAAUCUUAACCCGGCUGAUUACUUAAGUGUCCUCGGCUCUCAAUCAAGCGGCAAGUCUACACAGUCGCUGGCCGAGCUCGAAAACGAAGACAGCCGCGUUGCCAUUGUGCGAAACUCCCAAGGAACUGUUCCAGACUCGCAGGACGUAACGGAUCGAUCCUGGACACAGCAUCAUAUUUCAACCGAAUCAUCACAGCCACCUGACCGGUUGAUUGAGUCUCAACUUCAAGAGAGCAUACCCGAGUCCAGUUCUCACGUCAUUCCAGACUCUUUUGAGGCACCUUCAAAACCAACAUCAGAGGAAUCUGAUAAGGCAAUUGAGAGACGACAAAACUCCUCUCUAUUUAAUCAUAGCCUCGCUCACGCAUCAUCUGAGGACUACAUUCAAGAGUCCCAUGAGACUGUCAGUUCAGACAUUCCUUCUCAUCAGCCCGACCAAUUAACGGCGGCCGCGGGAGCCGCUAGCCCUGUUCUGUCUGAGUCGUUAUCACACAAUACACCAGAUCGCCGUGCUCCACAGCCUCCGGUAUCAUCAGAGGCAGCAGUGUCAAUACAUACACAAUCAGACGCAAGCCCGAGGUUUCUUACUCAACCGUAUUUUUCACUCGUGUUGGAGUGCCCAGAGAGUUCUGUGCCCAGUCGAAUCCUCGAAUCACCCGCUCGUCCUGCUGCGGAGAUCGUCUCUACAAUCCGCUCUAGCACUCUAUCUGCGUCAGACCCAGGGGGUUCUCAAGCUGCCCAAAUAGUUCCUCGCGUUUUCGGCGCACCGUCCCAUCAACUUACGGAAAGUAAAUCCCAAGAAAGCCAGUCUGAGUCCGACGCAAAUCAUCGUCAACACGUUGGUGAGAACGAUCAAACUCAUAUCUCCGUCUCACCUCGUCCACAAGAGGUUACCAAUCUCCCAUCACAACAACCAGUCCUGAUCGUCGUGGAAGGCCAUCUAGAAGUCAUCAUAGGCCAGAGGAUGGAAAACGAGACCCCAGAGCAAGCCGCUGAGAGGCGUCAUCGGACGCUGGAUGCAGAGCUGUCGGAAAUAUUCAGCUUACACGAAUUUGACGGCGAAGCUGAUUCUACGUCGCAUCCAUCAGCACCCCAUCAGAUGCCACUCGAUCAGGCUUUGGCCGGAGAACCUGCUGAGCAUGGAGCGCCGGUAGAGAGAGGCGUACCCAAUGCGUACACCGAGUUACCUAUGCAUUCAACUGAUUUACCCCACGGCGCCAAAUCAACUGAGAGCAAAGAGGGAGAAUCUUCCGAACAUAUAACAGCCGCUGGAGCAGCUGAGAGGACACAAGAUGAGGGGGAUACAACAACCUCAACAGUUGGACCACAAGUCUCAACUCCACAGAAACCCGUUGCAGCAGUAUUGGCAGACAUAUUUGGCCCAGCCUUUACUGGAGCAGAGUUGGAGCAACAACCUGUGACUGCCUCUGAAUUUAUACAGGCACAGCAAUCUACAGUCUCCCUUGCUGACAUCAGUCGCCAACCAGAGCCAGCCUACAAAGAUAUCCCUCUGGUAUCCUUUAUUAACCCGGAUGAAACUAUGAUGCAAGGACCUUCAACCGAUACUGCUCAUUUGGAGCAGGUUCAACGCGAGCAUAGCCCCGCCGAAUCAUCGGCAUCUUUCGCCCCGUCAGGAGUCGUGGAGCAUAUCGUGACACUCCCUUUUCAGGCAAGCUUGCGUCAGAAGUACAACGACAUCAUAGUCGAAUUCAAGGCUUCGAUCAAGGAGUUUAAUAGGUCUUUCAGCGACGAGGACUACUCAGAGCCAGAUCAGCUCCUAGUAAACCGCAUCGACGAGCUCUUCAAUAUUUUGUUGAACAUAUGUGAUUAUCCCGAAGAUGUGGUGGGAAGCGACCUUGAAACGCUACCUCCAGCAGAGCUAGCCAAAUAUUGCUGCGAUGCUAACCCAAAAUUCAACUUCAUAUUUGAACUUUUGAGCGGCAUUGAGCAUCAUUCAAAGGUUUUGAUCGUCGCUCGCUCACCAGAUCUCCUCCGGCUUCUUUGCCAUUUAGCAGAAGCUCUCAGAAUGCAAUUCAGUUGCGAUGCUAUUGGUAAAUCGGAUUUCUCUCCCAGCGAUUCCAACUCUAAACUGGUUCUUGCACUGCCGACCGAAGUUGUUGACUCUCGGGAAUUCGACGUCGUGAUUGGAUAUGAUCAUUCUUUUAGAAACUCGGCCAUCGCACAAGGGCUAACAAGCUCUGGCGACAACAGGCGGCAACUCGUCUUGGUUCUAGUGACAACUCAUUCCAUUGAACAUAUUGAUCUUCAGAUACCAGAUGACUUGACUCUAAUAGAACGAAAGAGCGUCCUGGUAUCUGGAAUUGUGCGCGCUCGGAAUCUGGUGGCCAGUCCCGAGCGUGGCUACCAAGAGCCACACGAGAUUGCCGCCCUAUUCAUAGAAUUCCUGGCAAGCGAUCAAGACACGCCUCUGUGGGAUGCCAUCCCUGUACCAGAAACUAUUCUUGACGUCUAUGUCCAUUCCCAAUCGCGAUCACAGAUGCCGGUAAUCACCCAUCAAGAACAGGAAAGUGGCCGCAAGCGCAAACAUAACGAAUCAGAUAAUUUUGAGAGCAAAAGACCACGGGUGCUUUCUACGAGUGAGGCGACAGCGGCAAUUGGGACAGGCCAGGCUCCAGUAUCCGACGAAGUGAGGGCUAUGUUGGCUCAAUAUGCUACUGCAGCUAGGGAUUCUUCUCGACCGCAAGUAUUAAUCAACGUUUCCCAUGCAUCUCUGCAGAAGAUGGCUGAAAAGUUCGCCGAGUAUGAGCGUAACUUGGAAGCUACUGAUUGCGACCAGGAAUAUCGAGAAGUGAUUUCAAGCCUUGAGAAGCGGGUCAAGGAAUACGAGAGAACAACUCACAGAGUGUAUGAGGCCCAGCGUGUUGCGCUGCAAGACCGUUCUCGGUUCGAAACCGAAAGGAACAAAAUGGAGGCAGCUAUGCAGUCUGCUGCAGCUCAAUCAGAAAAAGAAGCUGAAAAGGCAAAGAAGAUUAUUACGGAGUUAGAAGCUACUGUGGCGCGACUGACGGAAGAUCCCAAUGCUUCUGAUCCACAAGAUACACCCCUGGCAAAAACCGAGAAGCUCUUACAUGACGCACAAGCCAAGGUUUCUGUUCUCGAGAAGCGGCUGGAGAAUGCCCACAAGGACGCAGACUACAUCCGGAAUUUGUACCAAGACGCUGCCUCGACUGCGUCUGGGUUGAAAUCAGAAAACAACCAACUGAGAAGCCAAAACGAGGACCUUGCUAAGAAGGCAUCUGAAAACUCGGUCAAGAUUCAUGAGAUCCAGGAGCGAGAAACUGUAAAUUUAUACAUUGCGCAGAUUGCAGAUCUCAAGUUUCAGUUACAACACCGAGAGAGAGAGCUGGACCUUGCCAAUGAAGAGCUUCGGCAGCUCAAGAACGGCCGGCGGGAGACCCGACAGUCUAGUGUACCACGGAGUCCACGCAUGGGAAUGCGCAGCCCGCUUACUCGAACAUAUGGAGGUCCAGGUAGUAGAGGGGCCAGCCCAGCUCUGGGAGCUGGCAUUGAAGGGAUGCAGCUCUACGGACAGCAGCCAAGAAACAGCAGAUACGAUCAUUUAAGAUAG